This is a messenger RNA of Oryzias latipes (Japanese medaka), 3540 nucleotides long. RefSeq names its product cadherin-related family member 5a (gene cdhr5a). Gene Ontology annotation, biological process: calcium-dependent cell-cell adhesion; cell morphogenesis; cell-cell junction assembly. The record is from RefSeq and is a predicted model, not a curated record. Lineage: Eukaryota; Metazoa; Chordata; Actinopteri; Beloniformes; Adrianichthyidae. Gene Ontology annotation, cellular component: adherens junction; catenin complex; membrane. Gene Ontology annotation, molecular function: beta-catenin binding; cadherin binding; calcium ion binding.
UUAAUGCAACGUGUGGCCGUAGAUGAAGUCACAAACAUUUCAGCUGCAGUGUCCUCCCACAGAGCGGCCCGCACAGACGGGGCAUUAUGCUGCCGGGUACCAGCUGGUACCACGACUCCUCAUCUUCCUCUGUACUUCACGCGUGGCUCUGUGGACUCUGAACAUGGAGCUGGCCUGGAGGAGCAAACCUGUGGACCUUCUCUUCAGAUGUGCUGUGUGCUUCUCUGUGGUUUCUGUGGCUCAGAAAAGAUUGUGUACAGUGCCUCCCGGCCCUGUCAGCAUCGCAGAAAACAACACGGCUGACGUGCAGGUGGUGAAGAUCAUCUCCAGCGCUGACGUGACUCUGGCGGUCUCCGUGAACCCGGAGAAUCUGUUCUACAUCAAAGGCAGCAUCCUGAUGAUGAAGAAAGGCCUGGAUUAUGAGUCAUUGCCCAGUGCAGCUCUGGUGGUGUGGGUGCUGUGUUCCAGAGCGGGAUCCACAACUGUGAAUGAGUCUGUGGAGGUCUUGGUGGAGAAUGUGAACGACAACCCACCCAACUUCGCUCAGAACCACUAUGUUCUGGAUGUGAAUGAGCUCCUCCCCAUCAACUCCAGCAUCGGGCUCCUGCAGGCCACAGACGUGGAUUCAGAGCCGCUCUACUACCGCCUGGAGUCUGCCACGGACAAAUACUUCCGUCUGGAAAGCGUGACCUCUCCCAGGAUCCUGGUGAAGAGCAUCCUGGACUAUGAUGCUGUGCAGAAGGUGUCCUUGGUGCUGCACGUGCAGGACACGUUCAACGGCUCGGCCUCCAACGAGCCCUUCUUCACCUCCGUGGCCUCCAUCACAGUGCAGGUGAAGGACAUGGACAACCGCCCCCCCUGGUUUCAGCCCUGUCAGAGGAUCAGCUUUGGGGCUGCCAAACUGUGUGUGAGCAGCGGCUACAGAGGGAGGGUCAACCUGACCGAGAAGGAGGAAGGCCCGCUGGUUCUGGAACCCGGUCCAGUGUUUGCCAGAGACGGAGACCGGAACCGGAGUGAGCUGAUCAGCUACAGAAUCCUGCGAGGAAACGAAGGGAACAUUUUCCAGAUUGACGAGGAGACGGGGAACAUCUCCAUGACCAAAGCGGCGGAUGUGUUAGGCCCCAUAUCCCUCACAAUCCUGGCGUCCCAGGUGACCAACAGAGACCAGUUUGCUGUGACACAGGUGACCAUCGAGGUGAUGAAGAAGAGCAGGAACCCACCUCGCUUUGAGAAGGAGCGUUACGAAGGAUUCAUCUACAGUAACUCUGUUCCCGAGAGCAUGGUUCUCCGAGACCGGAGCACCAACCGGCCCUUCCGGGUCCGGGCUCAGGAUGAGGACUUUGCCGCCGGGCUGAAUCCAGAUGUGAGGUACGAGGUUCAGUACAGCAGCUACGUCAACGUGACCUCUGACGGCUUUGUGGUCCUGAAGAGAGUGGUGAAGACCGAGUCCUUCGCCCUCCAGCUGCGUGCCGUGGACGCGGUGACCGGCGAGUUUGGAACGGCGGCGCUCUCCGUUCAGGUCAUUCCCGCUGUAGCCAUCCCCUCCCCCGCAAACACUGGCUAUCGCCCAGGCGACAUGGCGCUGCUGGGCCUCGUCAUGGCGGCUCUGCUCGUCCUUUCCCUCAUCGUGAUUGGCUUCCUGGUUUCCCGCUUGUGGAAGGGAAAGUCCAGUUUGGGAAACUUGUGUCAGUGCCUGCAGGGCGAGGAGCCCCGGGCCGGACGCCGAGACUCCCUGCAGUACACCAAUGACGGCUUCCAGAACGAGUCCGACCGCGGGGGGGUCCGCCGCUGGAACGCCACUCCCAGGCGCAGCACCUUUCCCCAGCCCCGGGGCCGGGUCCUACCCCUGGAGAGGCGGGGCCACUGCGCCUCCUGCGGCAUCUACAGCAACCACGUCCCCAAGGGGAGCCCCGUGAUGAGGCCCAGCAGGAGGGGCCGAGGAGACGGGGACGAGCUCGGCGUGAGGUCCAUCCUGUCCCAGCAGCCGCGCCGGGAGGGGGGGAAGAGCGUGUGGUUCAAGCAGAGCGACGACUCCUCCGACAUCGAGGUGGAGAUCAUCCCGGACGCUGUGGGCCGGGUGGAGGAGGAGACUGAGGAGGAGCUGGAGGUGGAGAUGGAGGACGUGGUCAGAGACCCUGCCGCACCCAUGAGGCCCCCCGAGGACGUGCCCGACAGUGAGCGCGUGCAGACCAGUGAGGAGCAGAACCCCACAGAACCUGCAGAACCGGGCUCAGACAGGGGGGAGGUGGGGCAGCAGGAGGAGCGCUGAUGGCGGGGGUCAGAGGUCAGACUGAACAAACAGCCUAGGAGCACCUGUGAGGGCGAGGGGGAUGGACAGCCUUUUUUUUACUUUCACAUCCCACCCCCCUGACGCUGCAGCACCUAUGGAGACCAAAGUUCUGCGGUUCUCACAGGUUCUUCACGUUCCAUUCAGACAGACUAAACGUGUGCCCCGCCCCCCAGCGCAGCAGACACAAACCACGCUGAAGCGGAGCGGCUCUUCAGAAAACAUCAACAUGGUCACAGGUCUGAGUAACCCCCUCCUGUAGGGGGGGGUGUCUCCCAUUGUCCCGGCGCUUCCCGGUGGGAAUCUAUUACUCUGGAGUUCUGAACAUUAAGAGCACGCCUGAUGUUUCAGCAGAAACUGUCGGGUUUUCCAUGCAGGUGGGACACAGACCAGGUACGGCGGCUGCAGGGUUAAAGCCACGGCAACGUUGACCUGAAGGCCGGAGUUUGUUCACGGUGACCCCCGGUGAGGUUGGGAAAACGUUCUCACAGAUCCUCAUGCGAAUAUUAACCUUGAUCCCCCAAGAACGGCCCUUCAAGUUGUACUACAGUAAAAGUAUCAUUCUAGUAGAAGUACAAAAGUGAAUAAUUUCCUUCACAGUUUUUCAUCUUUUUGGCGUCAAUAAAGUUUUCACCAUCAUGUUGGAUAGUCAGGGAUGCGUUGGCUGACAUCCGUUUCUUAACCGAACCUACAACUUCCUUUAGUAAAUACUGAAAAAUAUAUAUAUUUCUAUUUAUCUCAAAAUUUUGUCCCAUUUUUGCGUCCUACAUAAGUGUUAGAUCAAUGUUCAAUAUAAAAAUCAGCGUUUUCGUCAGACGUUUCAAAAGGGUCUAGCCUGUUGAGGCUUGUUGUAGAUGCGCUGAUGCGUCCAUAGUGGUUCCAUAGUUGAUGGUCAAGUUAAUGGUUCCAUUUCUGGACAGAAUUCCCUAAAAUCGGUUUGUUUUCAUUAACGUGCCUCUACUAUGGUGCAAAAAUGUUACACAUCUGGACAGUCACAGUCCAUUGUAACCAUUGUGUCCAUUGUAAAGUGUGCCGCAGUAAAACUACUUUCUAUGCACAAAGUUACUGAAGUAAAAGUAUCUCAGUUCUUUAAGCUUUACCCAAGAGCUCCACACAGAGCUCCAUUAACUCCGAGACAUCUUUGUACUAAACCCUUCAAAUUCUGAUCAUGUUGGUGAAAAGUAUAACAAGCUGUCCUGUUUAGUUUUGUAAAGUGACUGAAAAUGUUGAAUAAAGUUUUCUGGUGGUGGGAU